AUGAAAAAAGCCGGUCAGAAGUCUCGUUUCGGAUGUGUCCGCUGCAGACACCGUCGUGUGAGUUCCAUACCCGCCGCAUCUCCCCGGUGUCAUCGACCUAACGCCGCCUCUUGUAAGAUCAAAUGUGACGAGGCGAAGCCGGCUUGCUCGCAAUGUAGCCGCAGAAGCCAUUCGUGUGAGUACGAGCGCCCGGCACUCAAGUGGUGCGACGGUCUGGAGUCCAUCAGACGCGCCCGUCGAUCCGACAGUAGCAGCAAUAAUAGCGAUAGAAGCACCUCGACGCGCAAAGGUAAACCACCUAUUCCGAAAGGGGUUCCGGCAUCCCAGCAUUCAUCGUCGGAUCUGGGCUCUACCACAACAGCUGGCCCGGUAUCCGACCUCACGACCCCUGGAGCAUUCUUCUGUCAUGGCCAGUUUGAGUUCGGCUUCCCCACUAGCACCUUAUCUGACUUCUCAGACCAAUGGACGCUGCUUGAACAGCAAUCCUCGAUCCCCUACCUUACUGUGGCACCAUUCUUCGAUGUGUUUCAAUGUAACACUCCUGAUACAGUAUCUGAGAAUAUCCCUUCUGCUUCGAAAGCUUCACAUCCAACAGCCUUGCAAGCAGGUCUGAACUCUUGCUCUACCGAUUAUGAGGUUUUGCCGCAAGCAGCCGUGCCAGUAACAUGUUCUCACUCCUGGGACUUGUCCGCGGUUACAGCUCCGACAACCAACCCUACCGGGCCACCGCCGCUGCUCACCGAUGCCUCAUCCACCUUGGUCUUUCAUUAUUUCCGCCACAUUGGACCGUUGUUCUGCUGCUGCCUCCAAAUCGACAACCCAUUCGUAACCGACAUCGCACAAAGAUGGAACUCCUGGACUUCUGGGUCUUUACCUUACGUGUUACAAAGCAUUUCGGCUGCGUAUCUGUCCGAGUCGACACCUCAUCUCCUACCAGUCGCUCGGAGACUCCGGCAUGAGGCAAAGCGCAUCAUAGAGCAAGAAAUAGAGCGUUCGCCUUGCAACACAGAUCAGAACUCGGUGGGAUUUAGCAUUAUCCUACUGGGUGCUUCAGCCGACUGGAUGCAACCGCGAGACUCCAUGCUGGACAUCUUCCAGAAGCUCGCUUCUCUCUACAAGAACAACUUGACCUCUGCCGAUACACAAACAUUUCGAAAGGGCAUCAUGACCUAUUGGCUCAUGUUUAUUACUUACAUGAGCUCUAACAAGCCGAGGUUCGACUUUCUCGCAAGCCCGACCUCUCACGCCACCAUGAUGCAUCGUAUUGAGUCCCCAGCCGCACCUUCUUUCGAUGUACAUCCAUGGACAGGCACUUCUGCGGAGCUCAUUGAAUGCAUGACAUUGGUGGGUGAGCUCAUUCGACAUCAUUGCAGUCUCCUGGACCAACCCCAUUUGGGAGCCUGUAACAGCAGUGCUCAUCAGUACGUAGCGAGCCUUCUUGAAUGUCGACUGUUGAGAUCAUGCCGACCAGGUCCCGUAGGCGACAAUAUCGCGGCCACUGAUGCACAGAACCAGCUAAGUCGGCUGGCUGAGCUCUAUCAACUGGCCGGUUUGAUGCAGCUAUAUAGAGUCUUCCCAGAGUUGGCGAAGAGGUACGACCACUCAACAUAUGAGACACAAUCGGGAUUCUUGUUAUUUCAAGAGAACCACCUCGACAAAGAUCUCUUUUCUAUGGCACAACAUGUAUUUGACCUGGCACUCCAAACUCGUGGAGAUCCUGCAGUACUUCGGUUUCAGCUUGUUCCAGUCAUCGUCGCAGCAUCAGAGUUACGAAUGCAUGCUGUCAUCGGCCAGGACUCAAGUUCCGUUGAAUUGAAUAACUCAGAAUAUGAGGUGGAGAUCAUUUCUCUAGCCCAAUCCCGCCGAGUAGCCAAAGACCAUCUAAAUAAUAUGUACAACGUGUUCCCUGGGGGUCGUAUUAGUCAGGUUAUCAAGCUUACUUCCUCUAUGUGGGAGUCUCUAGAUAAGGAUGUUUCUGGAAAGAGCACUUGUUGGAUCAAGUGGCUUAUGGAAACCGGGCAAGAAGUGGUAUGA
Fusarium odoratissimum NRRL 54006 is the source of this 2034-nucleotide messenger RNA. RefSeq lists its product as uncharacterized. Gene Ontology annotation, cellular component: nucleus. Bases 1 to 2034 code for a protein of 677 amino acids. The transcript has a single exon. Gene Ontology annotation, molecular function: zinc ion binding; transcription cis-regulatory region binding; DNA-binding transcription factor activity, RNA polymerase II-specific. The record is from RefSeq and is a predicted model, not a curated record. NCBI's taxonomy places the organism in Eukaryota, Fungi, Ascomycota, Sordariomycetes, Hypocreales, Nectriaceae. Gene Ontology annotation, biological process: positive regulation of transcription by RNA polymerase II.